AUGCUCGUGGAAUGUGGAGCGGGCAAUCCGAUGGGUUUCCGUCUCAUGCCCUCGGAUGAAGUGCGGAAUUUCAUUUCUUCACCCAUGACCUCGGCUUUUGGUGAUUUAUGUGGAACUGGAUACACGCUCUUUCAUAAAUGCGCUGGGACGGAGAGUGGGAGCAGCAAUGAGACCAGCACUGCCACAACAUUUCUGUCGCAGUCACCAAGUAGGACAGACGGCGUACUUACAAGCAGCCAUAACAGCUCUGUAGAGGUGGGUUCAGUUAGGGGGGUGUCGUUUGCGAUCCCGUCUAAUGAAAACUGGAAUCUCGGACAGACACAAAAGCCCCUGUGUGACCGGUAUGCUGUUUCCUUCGAUGAGGUUCGCUACAAUUAUAAUACAGCAAAUGGAAACGAGACAAGUGGAAAUGUUUUUCUUAUGCGUGAUCCUCUAUCAUCGUGGAAAUCGUCUCUGGGGCCAUUUAACACGGAUACAGGAUCGGGUGGCUCUGGUUCGACGAGGAACGGAACGUUUUCCAUGAACGGUGCGACAGAAUUCAAUAGGGUCAACACCGCAUCCUCGUUUGUUGGUUGCAAUGACAUUCCUACAUCCCCUGGUGUAUCGCACAGUGGGAUAAAUAUCAGCAUUGGUGCUGCUGGUAGGAGCAUGUUGGGACAGAAGAACUCGCUGAAGGUACGGCAGCCAUCGUGGGCGCCGCCUGAACAACUACGCGUGAUGAUGUCGUCACUUCUGUGCUUCUCAAAUUUUGAUGGGGAAAAGCGUUUGAAGGAGAAGACGCUGCGUUUCAAGAUGUUGCCAUCACCCGUACCAUACGAAUUGUUUUUUGCGGAAACGCUUUCAAACCCCUCAGUAGAAAGAAUGAAUCAGUACAGGUCAACGAUGAUGCGCUGGUACAAGCGCAUCCUGCCGGCGCAGGAAAACACACGCGCCCGCGUUCGUCAACGGUGCCCCUCACCGCCCAAACGCCUUAUUCAGGAAGCCGCGAUCUUAGAUGCUGCGGAGCUGCAAUCGUGGUCGGAGCAAUGUUGCCGGUGGUGGGAUGAGACUUCACGAAAGCGAACGCGUCGUGGACACCGGGGCGGAAAAGCGGUGGUAAAUAUGGGGAACGCCCAGAUGAGCGCUGCCAAGCAGCAGAGAGAAAUUGAGAAUGCCAAUCUUGCCGGGGAUGAAAAGAGGCAUUUCACAGCGGGGCAUUCAAACUUUUUACCUUCAGCAGCGGAUGCCUCACUGCGUGCACAACUUGAUGAAGAAAAUGACCAAGCAUGGAUGAAUUGGGUUAAAGAUAAUUUGGAGGAAACGUUCCUAAAAGAAGAGUAG
Trypanosoma cruzi is the source of this 1320-nucleotide messenger RNA. RefSeq lists its product as uncharacterized. The transcript has a single exon. The record is from RefSeq and is a predicted model, not a curated record. The coding region runs from base 1 to 1320 and encodes 439 amino acids. NCBI's taxonomy places the organism in Eukaryota, Euglenozoa, Kinetoplastea, Trypanosomatida, Trypanosomatidae.